UUUCCACACUUGUAGGCAUAACAGCAACCUUGAUAAAAUUGUAAACUGUAUUUCUAUAAUAAGAUUGUACUUUCAUGUAUCCUGUUGCCUGUAUUUAUUACAGCUGCACCAUUAAAGUCUGCUGCUUUUUAAAGGAAGACCCAGUUCUUGCAGAAAAUGCAUAGUGGAAUUUGACACGGCUGCCCUUUUGGAUUAGGGUCCUGGCUGUCAUUCUGCAGUCUGAACUGUUGCGCUCAUUUCUUCUUUAAAAGGGUGAAGAAAACAGAUGUAAGAACACCGAUUGUCGUUUUGGGGACAUUUCGAUAAAUAUAUUUAUGUUUGGUGUGCUGCUAUUACCACUUCAGAGGUGCAGGUUCAGCAUUUGCCGGCGAUCUAAUUAUUUUGGUUUACCCAGCUAGCAGUGUCAGAAAGAAAAAGAAAUGGCUGCAGUUCAGAGGAACCCCAAGCAAGAGAUGGUUGCUGAAUUACACGACCUGGCUGCGAGAGGAGAUGUUGUUAAGCUAGCAGCAUUUAUUAGUCAUUCUGCUUCCUUGGCUAAUGAAACCAGUGAAAAUGGCUGGACAGCUCUGAUGUAUGGGGCCAGGAAUGGGCAGUUUGAUGUUGUAAAGAUACUUCUAGAAAAUGGGUGUGAUAGAGCUGUCAUCAAUAAAUCAGGGCAGACAGCACUAGACAUUGCUAAAUUCUGGGGCCACAAGCACGUUGCAAAUCUGCUGUCCAAUGCCAAAAAUGUGCAUGGUCCUUCAUUUCUUCCUUCUGGUGGUGCAGAACAAGAAAACUACUUCAACAAAACCAUCUUAGAUAGAUUCAGUCACAAAAGGGCAGAUCUUGACUGGUUAAAACUGAAACAAGUUGAACCAUUCACAGUUUACAUUCUUUUUUCCAAUUUAUACCCAUUAGUUUGUUCCAGUAGUGCUGGAGACAUUUCCACCUAUUCAAAAAUCUGCCUUUGCAGGCUAAAGUAUGAGGAUGUGAAAGAAAUUUUGGACAAACCUGAAAAAAUUACUGUGAUUUUUCUUGGUGUAGAGAAGCAAACUAGCGAAGCCUCUUUGAAGUCCUUGACAAACCAUGUUUUAAAGGGAGGAGAUGGCCUUGUUUCUUGGUUUGCACUAGAAGCAGAUGGCAUUUCAGUUGACCAGUUUAGAGGCAAGCAUCCUACCUGUCACAUUCUUUCAUCUGCUAGGUUAAGUCUGCUGCAGCUGGUGGAUGAAGAAGCCGGUGUUGUGGCACAAGCAAGGUCAGUUCUUGCCUGGCAUAAAAGGUAUGGAUUUUGUCCUACUUGUGGAAGCCCCACUAAAAUUGAAGAGGGAGGUUAUAAGAGGACCUGUUUAAAAGAUGACUGCAGUAGCCAUAAGGGUGUUCAUAACACUUCCUACCCACGAGUCGAUCCAGUUGCAAUAAUGCUAGUAAUACAUCCUGAUGGGAAUCAGUGUCUUUUAGGCAGAAAGAAAGUGUUCCCUGCUGGGACGUUUUCUUGUCUUGCAGGAUUCAUUGAGCCAGGAGAAACAAUAGAAGAUGGUGUUCGACGUGAAGUAGAGGAAGAGAGCGGGGUGAAAGUUGGUCAUGUUCACUAUGUAUCAUGCCAGCCUUGGCCAAUGCCAUCCUCCUUGAUGAUUGGCUGCUUGGCCGAAGCAGUGUCAACAGAUAUUCAUGUCGACCAAAAUGAGAUUGAGGAGGCUCGGUGGUUCACCAGUCAGCAAGUUGUUGAUGUUCUUGUUAAAGGAGAGCAGACUUCUUUCUUUGUGCCUCCAAGACAAACUAUUGCACACCAGCUCAUAAAGCACUGGAUUGGAAUGAACGCAAAUCUUUAAUUUCACGUUUUGUAAACAAAUGCAUUACUUUGUAUUUUAGAGUUAUAAAAGUAAGUAUGCUAUUAGGCAUUCUAAUUAAAAGAAGUUUAAGUUUGCCAGUAAAUCAACAGACAUAUCAAGCCCUUUCUUUUGGAACAUCUGCAAUGAGUAAUCACUUGGUUACUACUUUUCCUAUGCCCUCUCACAUGACUUCUCAAAUUUUUUAACUCCUAUAGUCAUGGCAAGGCAAGCCCGCUUUGCCCUUCACGGACAUCCCCACAGAUAGGUUAUAUGGCAUGCACACCUCAUUGGCCCUUCAUUUCUAUCCAGAUGUUUUCACAGUUUACAUCUCAUAAUGCUGAGUACAGGAAUAGGCUUGUUCAAUGCCUAAAUCACAUAGAUCUUCAAAGUGUUUUUGCAGUUACUAAAAUUGCAGAUCAGACCAACCAUAUAUAUACCCUCUUCAACCUGGGUCCCCCUACUAUGCUGACAAUUGUUGCCUUUGCCAUUAUUUCACCUUAAAAAGAAAAUCAUCCCCAUUGUCCCAGUUAAGGCAUGUGCAACAACAAAUAUGAACAAAAAAUUGCUAAGUUAAAAUCACUAACAAACAGGUUUCACUUAUUUCUGCUGGCAGAAAUCACAGUGUAAGCAUGUGUAUUCUCUCCACACAGAACCUGUCAGCAGAAGAAGCAUUUGUUACAAAGUGCUUAUAUCUUUUUCCAUAUUGUGUAGUGGAUAUUAACACUUUAGAUAUGGUAACUUAAACACGUUUUAUCAGAAAGUAAGUAAUUGUAAUAAGACUGCUGUUUGUAAUGUGAAAAAAUAUGUAAAUGAGAUAAUAUAUAUAAAAAGUAUAAGAAAGGUCCCAAACUAUGUAUUACUGCAGAAGAAGAACAAUAAGCAGAAAAAUAAUUCUUUCCUUACUUUGCUGGCAGGAGUUAAGCCAGCUGUGACACAGCUUUGUGUUUCAGCAAUUCCUAUAAUUGGUCAGAGGAUAUACCCUGAGAUUUAGUAACAUGCCUACCACAACUGCACAAUAGAUGCUGAGAGGCAUGAAGGAAUUUAAACUUAACAUCUUGAGCAUUAACCAGUUAAGAAACCCAACUGCAGAAAUGACAGUGUCUAUGGGGAGAGAGGUGUUUUAUGAGCGUACCUAAGGAAUUCUCAAAUAGCAGUGCCACGUUGUGUGCAUGCAAGUAUGCUUGAGCACAAUAUCUCAAUUCUGCUAAAAGCUGCAAGCUACAAUAACUGACUCCCACCAAUGUCUCUGAAGUUUUCUCAUUGUAAUGGGAGUAAAGAAAAGUCAGAAGGGGCAAGCAGAGGAACAUGUACAAGGACACAGGGAAGAAAAGUGCAAAAAUUGGGGGAAGGAUAUAUUUUUGGGGAUAGGUGCCCAUUUUCUUUUUAUAUCAAGAAGAAUAGAUGGUGAAGGAAGUAAAGGGAAGUCAGGAAAUGAAACAAAGGUAGAGGUUUGGAAGCAGGGCUACUCAAACAAACACAAAAUACUGACAAAGCCCAACAAGGAGGUGCUGACACACAGGGCUUGGGUAACAAUGUAAAAUAUACAGAUACUGACUGAGGGACAACAAAUGAUGAUGAGGAAGAUUGGACAAUAAGUGGGGGAUGUGACACACAAGGAAGGGAGACACCUUAAUAAGGGAUAGAGUGGGGAUCCAGCACCUGAUCAAUGCUGCCUGGCCUUGAUCCAGGAUGAGGUCAGUCACCACCAUGAUUGCCCUCCCCAAUAGGACCUGUCUCAAAUGGUAAAUCAGGCAGUGUCAAACAGCAGUGUGACUCUGCUAACCACACAAAAGCCCUCUUAAGGAGGCCAUGUGGGCAUCAAGCCUCUGGUCCACAAACUUCCUCCAGCUCCCACUGGGUAAUGAACUGUAAUCCAGUGGCUGCAUCACCAGAGGAUACUACAGCACUUCCCUACAGUGAUCGACCACUAGAGGCCAUCGGACAUACCUCCAUCUCACACCCUGUUGCAGGACCCCUUUCAUCCAAUGGAGAAAGGCUUGGAGGCUGAUGGUGAGCUGGCAGGAGAUGGAUGGACACUGGAGUGGAGACUGCUGCCACACCACACAUACAGCUGUGGCAGAUACUGCAUAAAACAGCAGUAGAAAUGGGAAGAAGAAAAAACCAGCAAGGAGAAAUAUAAAAGAAGGACAGUGACAGAGAAAAUAUUACUGUCCUGUCUAUGCAUGAUGAACAGCUUUUGAGGUAACUGCAGGUGGACUGAUCAGCUGCUAGAUUUGCAAGUAUACCAGACCCCAUAAUUCCGAUGGAGUACAGAAUGUUAAAUGUCUAUAUUGGAAGAUGUGUGUACAAAGGUGCAGUAGCAUCAUCAUCAUAACCUUGGCCUGGGUGAGGGUAUAGCAAUGUCAGGAGGGUGCUGUUGGCUGUAAGAGGCCAUGGGGGUUGUCCUAUUUCAGUAUGUUGUAUGGAAUAUGGACAAAGACAGGCCAUGCAUACUUUAGACAGUAUUAGUAUGUGUGCAGGCCAACACGUAUAUGGUGCCACUGAGGAGUACCAAAGCCAGACAAUCAAGUGAUAGCAGCACAGGUAGUGCCAUCAUAUGGUGAGCAGCCACCAUAAUGAAGGUGGCUACGCACCAUGGGACAAAACUCUAGUAUAUACAAAUUCCACUGGUAUGGCUGCUGGAAGUGGCACCUACAUGGGUAUAUGGUGGGCUGACGAUCAGCCCAUAUGAUGAAUGCCUACCUGGUCUGUUGUAAGCCCUCCUGCUCUGUGGCAGCAUCCACAGUGCAGAACUGUAACAACAGCCCUGCAUGUCAGGCAAUAUGUGGCAGUGGCCUUGUGGUAUGGACAGACUAAGAUGGAUAUCUGUAUGCAAAUGUGGAAUUUUAGAAUCUCCUGAACAUGCAGUGUGCAUGUGGGUAGCAUGCCAGUAUACAUGCAUACAUAUGCUGUGCCCAGCAGUAUAAAGCACUGCUACUUGUGGGUGUUAUGGGUACCUCUACCGAAUUGUAGCAGUGAGUAAUACAAUGCGGCCAUGGCAUACAAAAUUACCUAUAAGAUGACAGGCAGCAUACUCACUCCUGUCUUUGGAGAGACAGUCCAUUCUACUCUAAUGCAGGAGCUUAUUGUGUACAAUCUGCUCCUGAACUGAAAUUACAUGUAUCAUGAAUUAAACUUCAUGCAAGGGCCUUUUCAAUUAUAUCUGAGAUAACAGGCAAUAACAUUCCCUGCAUACUUACUAUGCAUCUCAGGUGCAUUGUCUCUGACCUUUUCUUCCCAUCAACACAGAAGGUCAGAAUGGUGCCUCCACAGGUCACUGUAAAAGUGUCAGCACUGCUCAUCAGAACAACUGAUGCUGGUAGCAGAAGUCACUGCUCUGGAAGGAUUGUGCCAGGCAAUUGCUUUAUACUGGGGACCAUCAUAAGAGUGCCUCAGCAGGUGCUCCCAGUGGUCUCUGUAUGUAACGCACAGAAAUAUUUUACUUUCUUUGGAGCACCACCUGGGUGCUUUGCCAUCCUCAUUACCACAGCUAUGUAGCAAGUCACAAUCUAGAUAAAAAUGGUAGCCAUCUUGUGUCUACACAUGUUGUUAGUGUGGAUGGUGCUCAUCUUCCAGCACCUCAUUAUUGUAACCAGUCAUGGUGGGGGAAUAUAAUGUUAGGGUGUAGAUUAUGGCAUGUAAGGAGUAUGUUUCUAUUUUUGCACUUUAACUCCUUUACAGGCCAUAAUAUGGCAACAAUUUUCCCCACCCAUGCAUGCACACAGCAUGCAGGUACUUGUGCAAAUACAUGAUGUUGAAGAAGCCUCAUAGAGCAGCCUAGGAUAAGUGCACUAUGAAGUAAAAAUGUGUUUCAGGAAGAUUCAUUGUAAAUAAGAUCAUUAGCAUACUGGCCAUGUUAAGAGCCUUGAUGGGCAAUAAAAACAGCUGUGACUAUUUGUGUGCUGAUUGCAUGACAGAACUUUGCCAUAGAGGAAUCUGUGGAGUGAGAAAACACUAAAGUAAGCAGAAACUCUCUCAGAUACAACCAGUCAGGAGAGGUAAGUGACUGGGAGUGGUACUGUAAUUACUUUGGUUGUUUGCUGAACUGCAUGACACUGUGUUGGGGUAUGGGUUGAACUAAUGGGUACAACUAUCAACAGGUGCAUACUGGGUGGGGUAAUAUGAAUAUGGGUAGGAAUUUAUGCAGGUGAUGUAAUGGCUUAACUGCAAAACAGUAUUGUUUGACAUUUGUGUUACUACACGGGAGAUGUGGGCCCUGAUCAUGCUGAAAUGCAUGUUUUCUGAGGGGUAAUUUUGGAUUCUAUGUAACUCUUUUUUACCCCUAUAUGAUGUGGUGUCCUGUAAGGGAGGGUUACAUCUGUUAGCUGGGCAGUACUCUGUGUAAGCCCUCUGAGUACUUCAAGCUUGUCUGUUGAGGGGGCAGUGAUACAUUAACUGUAAUUAUUGCUUUGUGGGGAAAGUGGUUGGGAAAGUUGUCACCUCCAAGGGUCAAGCAAGCAGUGGGGCUUGUACUCCAAAUCAUUCUAUGGCAUAACAGGUCUGUCCAUACAACUUUUCAUUCACCUCCUCUGUGGACUGCAACUGUGGCAACGUGUGUAUGUUGUAACACCUAGUACUGUGCAUACCAGUCUGACUCAAAGCUAUACACCCAAUGAGCAUAGCUUCUUCCUUGUUUCAGGAACAUCAGGAGUAGAACUAAGGUGUCAGUCUAUCCAAGGUAUGUCAGUCAAUACUAUCCAAGGUAUGUCAGUCAAUAGAUUUUCAGUAGCACUCUGUUAUAUAGGAUUGCUUUCACUGGUCUGUGGGUGUUGGUGAAGGGCAUAUUCAUAGACUUGAUUUAUGCUUUUUUGUUCUCAUAUGAGUUACGUUGUCAGGUUCAUCCACCGUGGAUGCAGACAUGACUGAUGUUGAGGAACUGCCUGGGUCCAAUAAUGAUGGCAGCCAAAUCCCAAGUCAAACAGGGGUUACAUUGUCAGUGAUAGACUUGGGUAAAGUGAUGGCCAUUUCUGCUUCCUCUACCCCUUCCACAAAUACAGCUCCUGUGGCUGUUCAUCCCACUUCUUGGACCCAGGACACUGCAAUAGGACAGGAUUUGAAUAAUGCAUCAGCACAGGGAGCACCUUCAUCUACAAUGGCAAAGUCAAUCCAUGCUUGCCACCGGCUCCAUUGAGUGUAAUGAGAACAUCACGGUUUACAGUACUGGUGGCUGAUCAUGCCAUGGGUACCAUUCCCCCUUCCUGAUCUGAAUGUCUGUGUGGCCACUGCUCAGUGUUUGUGCAGGGCCAUUAUACAGAGAGACAGAAAGAAACACAGGCAGCCAUAGUUGAGAUGGUCUGGGUUGUACAUGAUCUGUAUGAUGACCCUGCAGGAGUGCCUGGGCCAUAUAUGCAGCAGUAUGUAGAGGCAGGAUAAUGAGUCUGCACACUGUGUUAUGAUCACUGCUUCUCCCAUGGAAAAUUCACCUUCAGUGUUGAAGCCCACUGUGUGAGGGGAGGGUACUGUCUAGGACCAGUAGCACCACCACCACCACUGUGGAACACUGUGGACAGAGUUGCUGAUGGGGUGUACACUAUGAGACCAAUCAUAACACAGCUUGUUAUUCAAAUUCAUGAAACACUCUGUGCAUGCUGUGGCUAAUGUCUUUGACCUUCCCAGAAGAGAGUGCCUCCAUGGAUAAGGACACACAUGAUCAGUACAUAGAUCUCCUAUGGAUGCACUAGACCUGUCCAUUGGACUCUGGCAUGGUGCUGCAUUGCAUUGCUAUGUCCAUGCAACCCCACACACAAACAUCAGAACCACACACUAUUGCCCAUUCACAUCACAGUGAAGAUGACACCCACUUUCAUCUCAGUCUCCCUGGGUCUCAACACUCACUUGUCCAUGACUAUAGUGCCCCCACUGAUAUAUACAAAUCCAAUCAUAUUGCUUAGCUAAAAAGGCCGUAAAGAUUUCAACAAAGAAAAUUAAAGCUCUUACUUAAAUCCUUCAACUGUCCUGAAAGAUUAGCAUGGCUCUCCUUAUACUCAGUAGCCAUACCAACUGCUCCAAGAUGACUUGCAAGCCAUGAAUGACCCAGUCCUAUUUUAUCUCCUGUUACUUUGCAAAAUCAAUGCCUCUACACACAAUCUAAAGACACAGACUUACACCAAAACAUAAAAAAGACUAGUUGGAGGGAUAGGUGACUAACACAGCAUAUUCCCAGCCUGUGGAAUAAGAUGCCACCAUAGGUCAAAUAAAGUACUAGUUUGGCUGCCUCUAAGGCUAGCCUUGAUGACUGGAUGGGUACACACAAAUUUACUCCAGGCUUAUCAUGUAAAGCCCUGCUCACUUUGGGAAGUCAACAGUAUUGAGUGUUUAACAGGGCUGGCAAGAACUUUUGUGGUUUGUCUGCGUGAGGGUGUAUGUGGCUAGGUAUCUUAUGGUCACCAUGAUCACUUACCUAGUAUUAUUCUUGUGUUCCUAUAUAAGUUUAUGAAUCAUGACUCUAUAUUGUUUACCUUCAUUUGCAUUUGCCAUUACCGUCAUUUUACUAAUGUUGCUCACUUCCAUGUAAUUAUACUAUCAUUUGCAUAUUGUGGUGCCCGUGGCAUUUUGCAACCUAUUGGGGUUGCAAUAAGUUUGUCUCUGAAUUUUUCCUACCCAGAAUAUGGCCACUGUGCAUACAUAUUUGGCUGAUGCAAAAAAAAUAUCAAUUUCUGAAUCCUAGGGAUUGUCAUAGAAACAUAUAAGGGAAAGUAAUUUUAGUUAAGCGAUGUAUCCCAGGUACUGUUACUCUCCUUGACAUGUGCUAUGAUCCUAACCAGACCUUCUCAUCCUUUAUAACGUUUUAACUUGAAUUUUAGUAUUCUUUGGUGCUGGAAAGGCUUUCAUGCUACCCUGAGAGCUGGGAAAGUAUGGAGUAGCAUGCUACCCUGAGCAUAAAGUAUUUUGGAAUCUUGACCCUUAGUGUUUCAUUUUAUUAAUUUUGUUUUAAUUAUUUAUGUUGUUAUAUCUUAUAUUUUUCUCAUUAUGUUUUAUCCAUUAUCAUUUGCACCACUUUUGAUCUGUACAUUGCUUGGGAUCAAGUACUUAAAUAAACUUGAAGUUGAAGCAAAUGACGCCCACAUAAUAUUUUGGCCAAUCAGCAGCCAUUCUUCAGAUCAACUCCUACAAUUCUUUUAAAAGUAUAUCGGACUAAAUAUGUUAUAAUGCAUAUUUCACUCCCAAAUGUAUUAACAAGAUGAAUUUGCAACUAGGAGUUAUCCUAAAUAUGGUUCAUUAGAAGCAGAUCUUGACCUCUUGCUGUGAUCUUGUAACAAAAUGCAAUAGGUGAGAGAAACUAUUCACUUUAGAUGAAACUCCAUUAGGUAUGAAAAUUACUUUCAGAAGAAAACCAUUUCUCUGAGGAGUCUUCCGUCCUGGAAUUACAAAGAACAUCGAAAAUGCAGUCAACAUAAUGAAGUCAUCAGGUCUUGUUCUUUCACAGAAAUCAAGAAAGUAGAUUAACACCUUAAACCUAAAGGAAAACUCCACCUUCUACUACAGUUUAACUCGGCUCUUAGGUUGCUUUUCUCCCUAUUGUAUGCUUCCAGUACUGUGUAAGUACCUGAAGCCUGCUUGUACUUUAUAAAACGUUCUUUUCCUCAUUUUGGUAUCAAAGGAAGGGAAAGACCACCACUGUUUUUAAGCUUAACAUCUCACAUGAGUUGCAGAGGAAUUAGUCUACACUUGCAUGACAUACCACAGACACAGAGAAAUAUGUAGUCAGGAGCUCAGGUUGCUGUAAGCAGUUUUCCAUUGUCUUUAUUGCAGAGAGGUUGAGAACUUACACUGAUUCACAUCUGGUUCAAUGCAGCCAUGUCUUUCAGAGCAAAGCAGAGCAAUUAAAUCAGUCAUGGUUCAAAGGCAGAUGUCACCUCUUUUGACAAAUUUACAUAAGCAGCAUCACAGUACUGAAAUGCUGAGCUUUAAACUAUAAAUGUUUGUUGUUUAUACUAUUUUACAUUUUAAAAUGACUUGAAUGUAGUAUCAAAGAUGUCUGUAACAUUUAGAGAAAAGUCAGAAAAUAUUUUUUCUUGUAAUUCUUGUAAAGUAUAAGCACAUUUAGCAAAGUGUAGGGGAGGGGCUGUCCAUUCAUCUUGGACUACAAAAAGAUACUUUGAACAAAGGCCUGCAAUUUAGCAACUGUUUUGGUUGCAGCUGUAUAAUUCCUUAGUACGCUGUAAAACAAGCCCUAAGGCACAUACAAAUGAGGGCCAUUCAAGAAAUAAAAGAAGCAGUCCUGUUACAGGAGGUAUACAAGAUGACAUUGACUGAUACUAAUCCCAUUAUAUGUCAACAGAAUAGUAAUACACCGCUACUUCGUUAUGUCUAGCAUGACUCAUAUAAACCAGACUUGAAAUGGAUUAUGGGAAAGAAAAAAGCUUGAAGAAAAUUAAGAUCACGUUGAUAUGUCAAGCCCCACUGAUGGCCAUUUUUCAGGAAACACAUUAAAAUUCUAUAUGAAGCAGUCAGAAUGAUUUUGAGAGGUUAAAAUAACUCAGAUAACAGAGAUAGAGUGAAAAAAUAUAUAUUUUUUUAGUUCUAAGGUGGAGUUUUCCUUUAAGAGACACAAGAAUUUAGAAUCAGCUGUUUAUCAGUUAACCAGGCUAAUGACACAAAUUUUACCUUCAGCUGUACCACAAAAAACUCAGAUUUAACUGGAAUGAUGGUGGUGUUGAAAUAGUAAAUGGAAACAUAGGGUGGGAGGUUGUGAAAUGUAUCUGUCAUAGCACUGCCAUUAUAACUGGUGGUAUUUUUUGAGUGUUUGUCCUUAUCAUGAUUACAUGACUGUAAAUUAAUUCUGUUCUCUCCAUUGAUUUUGUUAGGAUUUGUACAGCACUAUGACAGCAAUUUUUGUGUUUUGUUGUUUGUUAUUCAAAUUUACACUUAACUGUGAAAUAUAAUAAAGCAUAUUACUCUAAAAAA
Messenger RNA from Protopterus annectens (West African lungfish), 10715 nucleotides. It is a transcript of the gene NUDT12, whose product is annotated as nudix hydrolase 12. Lineage: Eukaryota; Metazoa; Chordata; Ceratodontiformes; Protopteridae. Bases 420 to 1808 code for a protein of 462 amino acids. Gene Ontology annotation, biological process: NAD+ catabolic process; NADP+ catabolic process. Gene Ontology annotation, molecular function: NADH pyrophosphatase activity; protein binding; metal ion binding. The record is from RefSeq and is a predicted model, not a curated record. Gene Ontology annotation, cellular component: cytosol. The transcript is spliced from 7 exons.